GCAUGAACUCCCAUUACUCAGAUGAGAUCUGAACAGACACGAGGAUUGUUGUGAAAAAAUGCAACUUAAAAGAUUCAAGAGUUCUAGGUUGAUCCGCGGAAGCUGACGUGAUAACAAAGACCAUUCUAAGGCAUCAUUGUGACCUCCGGCCAAUCCAAGAAAAUCUCCAUCAACGUCGGACUAUCCGAAUCCCCAAAUUUCGGCUAUGAAUUUGUCAUCGGCUAUGCAAUCGACGGUUCUUCAACCUAAAUUUCACUCUCGCGGACGCUAAUCCGGGUAGACGAAACCCUAAAUUCAUGACAUGCACUGCGAAAGUGUGCAGCAUGCGAACCGGAAAAAUUUAGGCAGGAUCAACACGCGAAUUAUAGAUUGAGAAAUGGGUGCUUCACCAGCUAAGUUCCUGUUCGGAUUCCUCUUUGUCUCCAUCGUACUAUGGAUUUCAUUCAUGUUUGCUUCCCGGUUGGUGGCCUGGAUCCUCAGUCGAGUUAUGGGAGCAUCAAUUGGAUUCAGAGUUGGUGGAUGGAAAUGCUUGAGGGACAUAUAUCUGAAAUUCAACAAGGGUCCUAUUGAGUCCAUAUCUGUUGGUGAAGUCAGAUUAAGUUUACGGCAGUCCUUGAUUAAGAUUGGGGUUGGCUUCAUGUCUAGGGACCCAAAACUACAGGUGGUAAUAUGCGAUUUGGAAGUUAUAAUGAGAUCUUCAACAAAAACUACUAAGAAAACCAGAUCUAAAAAAUCUCGCAGCCCUGGUAGAGGAAAGUGGAUGGUCUUGGCUAACAUGGCUAGGUUUUUGUCAGUUUCUGUGACUGACUUCUCAUUGAAGAAUCCAAAAGCUACUUUGGAUAUUAAAGAACUGAGGGUAGACAUAUCUAAAGAUGGUGGUUCUGAGGCGGAGUUGUUUGUGAAGUUGCAGCUAUUUCCUAUCAACGUUCACCUUGGAGAACCGCACUUGACCUCUGGUGGAUCUUCCUCUGGUUGUCAGUUGAUAGAUGGGGUUUGUCCUCCUUUCAGCUGUGAAGAAUUCUCACUCUUGUGUGAGAUCGGUCAUAAUAGGGAAACAGGUGUAGUUGUCAGGGAUUUGGAUAUUACAUGUGGACAAGUUUCUGUUAAUUUAAAUGAGGAACUUCUGCUUAAGAAAAAGGAUCUGCCUGACAAAUCUUCUCAGCCUGCCUCAGGAGUUGUACAGGCGGUGGACAAAGAAUCCGUCUCUGCUAAAAGCCCGCGGGGGGAAAGAGCAUUGUCUGCUGUAUCUAUGUUACCGGAAAAGGCCGCCUUCACUCUACCUAAACUUGAUGUAAAGUUUGUGCAUCGGAGUUAUGGACUUACUAUCGACAAUAAUAUUAUGGGGAUCCAACUGAAAUGCAUGAAAUCUUGUUCUAUAGAAGAUGUGGGGGAAAGCGUAAAACUUGAUGUCCAGAUGGAAUUUAGUGAGAUUCAUCUCCUUAGAGAAACGGGCAUCCCUGUCGUGGAAAUAUUGAAACUUGAUGUUGUGUCGUCCAUUUACAUACCACUACAGCCUAGCUUCCCUAUCAGAUCCGAAGUUGAUGUUAAGCUUGGAGGUACACAGUGCAACUUACUAUUGAACAGGUUAGAAUCAUGGGCUUGCCUUCGCCAUCCGCAGAAGCCAAAACAAGGAAUUUCAGAAGAUAGCCAUUCCAAAGAACAAUCACAUUUAACUGAACAGAAACCAAUCAUGUGGACAUGCACUGUUUCUGCCCCAGAGAUGACUGUUGUGCUUUUUAGCUUGACUGGGUCACCACUAUACCAUGGUUGUUCACAAUCAUCACACAUUUUUGCCAACAACAUAUCUGGUACGGGCACAACACUGCAUUUGGAACUUGGUGAACUAAACUUACACAUGUCUGAUGAAUAUCAAGAAUGCCUGAAAGAGAGCUUGUUUGGUGUGGAAACAAAUACUGGGUCAUUAAUGCACAUUGCUAAGAUCAGCCUGGACUUGGGUAAAAAAGAUAUGGAUCCACCCGAAGAUGGUUUGAAGUCUAAGAUGGUUCUUGGUGCUGAUGUAACUGGUAUGGGUGUGUACUUGACCUACAGGCGUCUUGAAUCACUGGUAUCAACUGCUCUAUCCGUCAAGGCCUUAGGGAAAAAAUUAUCUGCUUCGAACAAGAAACCAGCACAAAGCAAAGGAAUGCGGUCGUCCAGACCAUCAGGCAAGGGGAUUCAACAUGUGAAACUCAAUCUUGAAAGGUGUUCUGUCAAUGUCUGCGGAGAUGUGGGCUUGGAGGACAUAGUUGUUCCGGAUCCCAAACGUGUUAAUUAUGGAUCUCAAGGUGGUAGAGUUUUAAUUGCUAACUCAGCAGAUGGGACCUCACGCACUGCUCACAUUACGUCCACAUUCUCAAAUGAAGCCAAAAAGAUGAAAUAUACUGUAUCUCUUGACAUUUACCACUUCAAUCUUUGCAUGAACAAGGAGAGAAAAUCUAUGCAGUUUGAGCUUGAAAGAGCUAGAUCUAUUUAUCAGGAGUUCCCUGAAGACGGUAAUCCCGGAGCAAAAGUUGAUCUACUGGACAUGCAGAACGCAAAGCUUAUUAGACGAUCUGGAGGUCCAAAGGAAAUAGAGGUCUGCUGUCUCUUCAGUGCAACAGAUAUAUCGCUAAGAUGGGAGCCUGAUGUGCAUAUUGCUCUAUUUGAACUAGGGUUGCACUUGAAUUCGCUAACUCAUAAUCACAAGCCCCAGGGACAAAAUGAUGGCGUGAAAAUUGAAGAUAGGGAGGCUACAAAAGAGACCUCUUUGGAAUCAGUCAAGAUUGAAAAACCAGUGAAGAAAAGACAAUCCAUAUUUGCUGUUGAUGUGGAGAUGCUUACUAUAUCUGCUGAGGUUGGAGAUGGUGUUGAAACCUUAAUCCAGGUCCAAUCCAUCUUUUCUGAGAAUGCCCGAAUUGGCGUGCUUGUUGAGGGGCUUAUGCUUCAAUUUAAUAAAACUAGAAUUUUUCGAAGCAGCAGGAUGCAAAUAUCUCGAGUACCUAAUGUCUCUGGAAGUUUAUCUGAUGUAAAAUCUGAAAACGUGACUACCUGGGAUUGGGUAAUUCAAGCUAUUGACGUUCAUAUAUGCAUGCCAUUUAGGUUGGAGUUGCGCGCCAUUGAUGACGCUGUGGAAGAAAUGCUGCGAGUGUUGAAGCUCGUGACUUCUGCUAAGACUAAACGUAUAUCUUCUCCGAAAAAAGAGCCAUCAAAACCCCCCAAAAAAUCUAGUUCAACAAGAACUGGAUGCAUAAAGUUUGGCAUACGUAAACUAACUGCUGAUAUCGAGGAAGAACCAAUUCAGGGUUGGCUGGAUGAGCAUUACAAACUUUUGAAGAACGAGGCUCGUGAGUUGGCUGUUAGGUUAGAUUUUCUUGAAGAACUUAUUUCUAGGAGCAGCCAAGGUCAUAGUGUUGGUGAAUCAAAUGAUUCGCUGGACGGAAAAAUUCAGUAUAAUGGAGAGGAGAUUAAUUUUGAAGAUGUUUCUGCUAUUCAGAAAUUGCGCGAGGAAAUAUACAAGAAGUCAUUUGGAUCAUAUUACAAGGCAUGCCAGGGUCUUGUUCCAUCAGAAGGAUCAGGGGCCUGUAAAGAUGGCUUUCAAGCUGGUUUCAAGCCUAGCACAGCUAGAACUUCACUUUUGUCAAUUUGUGCUACUGAGUUAGAUCUAAUGUUGACAAAAAUUGAGGGUGGUGAUGCUGGGAUGAUUGAAGUUUUGCAAAAGCUUGAUCCAGUAUCACGUGCCCAUAAUAUUCCUUUUUCAAAACUUUAUGGAGCAAACAUAAAUCUGCGUACAGGAUCCCUGGCUGCUAAGAUAAGAAACUACACUUGUCCACUACUUGCUACAACUGGUGGUCGAUGUGAAGGCCGCGUUAUACUUGCUCAACAGGCAACUCCAUUCCAACCACAAAUUCGCCAAGAUGUCUACCUUGGAAGAUGGAGAAAAGUUAACAUCCUUCGCUCUGCUAGUGGAACAACUCCACCAGUAAAAACAUAUUUGGAUUUGCCCAUACAUUUCCAGAAAGGGGAAGUUUCUUUUGGUGUUGGUUGGGAACCAUCCUUGGCAGAUAUCAGCUAUGCCUUCACUGUGGCUCUACGUAGAGCCAAUUUAAGCAUUAGAAAUCCAAAUCCAGUAGUUCAGCCCCCUAAGAAAGAGAAAAGCUUACCCUGGUGGGAUGAAAUGAGGAACUACAUUCACGGGAAUGCUGCUUUACAUUUCUCUGAGACAAUAUGGAAUAUUCUUGCAACCACUGAUCCCUAUGAAACCUUGGACAAACUUCAAGUCGUUACGGGUUACAUGGAAAUCCAGCAAUCAGAUGGUCGCGUUUAUGCUUCUGCUAAGGAUUUCAAGAUUUUCCUGAGUAGUUUAGAAAGCUUACUUAAAAACAGCACUCUGAAACAUUCUUCUGGACUUUCAGUUCCUUUCCUUGAAGCUCCAAUUUUCACACUUGAAGUAACAAUGGAUUGGGAUUGUGAAUCUGGGCAUCCACUUAAUCAUUAUUUAUUUGCACUUCCCUGUGAGGGUGUACCUCGUGAGAAAGUUUUUGAUCCUUUUAGAUCUACUUCUCUCUCCCUGCGAUGGAAUUUCUCCCUUAGGCCUUCACUUUCUUCUGAUAAUGACCAGUCACAAUCCUCUUCUAUUAAUAAUCAUGUUGUUCCCGAUAGAGUUUCUCCUGAUCAUUUGAAACCGGAGACUGCACUGAAUGAUUCAACAAUGGUGAAUCUUGGUCAUCAUGAUUUGGCAUGGAUACUCAAAUUCUGGAACUUAAAUUUUCUUCCUCCUCAUAAGUUGCGAAUGUUCUCCAGGUGGCCCCGCUUUGGGGUUCCUAGGAUUCCCAGAUCUGGAAAUCUGUCACUAGAUAGAGUGAUGACAGAGUUUAUGUUCAGGAUUGAUGCAACUCCGACAUGUAUCAGGCACAUGCCUUUACAUGACGAUGACCCUGCAAAGGGACUGACAUUUAAAAUGACGAAGGUCAAAUAUGAACUUUAUAAUAGCCGGGGUAAGCAAAAAUAUACCUUUGACUGCAAACGGGAGCCUCUCGACCUUGUGUACCAAGGUCUUGAUCUUCACAUGCCUAAAGCAUACAUUAAUAAGGAUGAUUGUGCUACUGUUGCAAGAAUACUUCAAAUGACCAGGAAGAAAUCACAGUCUGCAUCAAUGGAAAGGGCUAUGAGUGGUAAAAACAGCUCCUCGAGAAACAGUAUAGAAAAGCAUCAAGAUGACGGGUUUUUGUUAUCAUCUGACUACUUCACAAUCCGCAAGCAAGCCCCAAAAGCCGAUCCUGAAAGGUUAUUGGCAUGGCAAGAAGCUGGUAGAAGGAAUCUCGAAAUGACUUAUGUCAGAUCUGAGUUUGAAAAUGGGAGUGAAAGUGAUGACCAUACAAGAUCUGACCCCAGUGAUGAUGAUGGAUAUAAUGUAGUUAUUGCUGAUAAUUGUCAGCGGAUAUUUGUUUAUGGUCUCAAGCUUCUAUGGACUCUUGAAAAUAGAGAUGCUGUUUGGUCUUGGGUUGGUGGGCUAUCCAAGGCAUUUGCACCUCCAAAGCCUUCCCCUUCUCGCCAAUAUGCCCAAAGAAAACUGCAUGAGGAGAACAAUGCUGUUGAUAAACCUGAUAUCCACAAAAGUAAUGAUAAUCAAAUAUCUUCAUCUGUCACUGCUGGUGCAAGUUCUUCGCAGAUCAUGGACAUCUCAAAAUCUCCUUCUUCUCCCUCUCAGUCAGAGACAAUGGAGAAUUCUAUUACUAGUGCAAUUGGUAAGCUUAAAAGCAUUCCAGAUGCUUCUUUACAUUUUCACAUAAUCACGUGCAAUGGCUUCAUAUCUAUCCAUCACCUCUUCUUCCUUAUGCAAUGUGCAUUCUUGUGCCCUUAUGCAGCGAAAUAUGGGAACAUUGAUGACUCUGAGGAGGAGGGCACACGCCAUUUCAUGGUGAACGUUAUUGAGCCACAGUUCAAUCUUCAUUCGGAGGAGUCUAAUGGUAGGUUCUUGCUCGCUGCUGUGAGCGGUCGUGUUUUAGCGCGGUCAUUUCAUUCAGUUCUUCAUGUCGGCUAUGAGGUGAUUGAACAAGCACUUGGUGGAGAGAAGAUCCAAAUACCUGAAACUCAGCCUGAAAUGACAUGGAACCGCAUGGAGUUCUCUGUUAUGUUGGAGCAUGUCCAAGCUCAUGUAGCUCCAACAGAUGUGGAUCCAGGGGCUGGAUUGCAGUGGCUUCCUAAGAUUCGUCGGAGCUCACCAAAAGUUAAGCGUACUGGAGCUUUAUUGGAAAGGGUUUUUAUGCCGUGUGACAUGUACUUCAGAUACACAAGGCAUAAAGGAGGAACUUCCGAUUUAAAGGUGAAGCCCUUGAAAGAGCUUAUUUUCAAUUCUCAUAAUAUUACUGCGGCAAUGACAUCCAGACAAUUUCAAGUGAUGCUUGAUGUGUUGACCAACCUUCUCUUUGCCAGACUUCCCAAGCCACGCAAGAGUAGCCUAUCAUAUUCAGCCGAAGAUGACGAAGACGUUGAAGAGGAGGCGGAUGAAGUUGUUCCCGAUGGCGUUGAGGAAGUAGAAUUGGCAAAAGUUGAGCUUGAACAGAAAGAGAGGGUCCAAAGAUUGAUUUUUGAUGAUAUCAGGAAACUUUCUCUGCAAGGUGAUACAUUUGGGGAUCCACAAGCGGAAAUGGAAGUGGAUCUUUGGAUGGUGACUAAUGGAAGGUUUACUCUGGUUCAAAAAUUGAAAAGGGAACUCAUAAAUGCGCAAAAGGCUAGAAAGGCUGCAUCCGCUUCUUUGAGGUUAGCUUUGCAGAAAGCUGCACAGCUACGAUUAAUGGAAAAGGAGAAAAAUAAAAGCCCCUCCUAUGCAAUGCGGAUUUCCUUGCAAAUCAACAAAGUUGUGUGGGGAAUGCUCGUUGAUGGAAAGUCUUUCGCUGAAGCAGAGAUAAAUGACAUGAUUUAUGACUUUGACAGAGACUAUAAGGAUGUAGGUGUAGCUAAGUUCACUACCAAGUACUUUGUUGUGAGAAAUUGUCUUCCGAAUGCUAAGUCUGACAUGCUCUUAUCUGCAUGGAAUCCUCCUUCUGAAUGGGGAAAAAAAGUGAUGCUCCGUGUAGAUGCAAAACAGGGAUUCUCGAAGGAUGGAAAUUCUCCUCUUGAAUUAUUCCAGGUGGAAAUCUACCCUUUAAAAAUACAUUUGACUGAGAGCUUGUACCGAGUGAUGUGGCAGUAUCUCUUUCCAGAAGAAGAACAAGACUCCCAAAGGCGACAGCAAGUGUGGAAAGGCUCGACUACAGCAGGUUUAAGGCGUGCGAAGAAAGCAACAUCAGUUAGCGAUGCUUCCACAUCUGCCAAUCAUACUACAAAAGAUGCUGAAACAUCAAAAUCAAGUACCUUUAAUUUUGCAGCUUCAUCUGCAACUAACCAAUCUGGCAUUACUGCUGAUUCUUCCCAAGCAUCAAAAUUGCAAAAUUCAAAAGCAACAAAACCGGAGCUCAGGAGAACAUCUUCCUUUGACAGAACAUGGGAAGAGAAUGUGGCAGAAUCUGUGGCUAAUGAACUUGUACUGCAACUGCACUCUUCAUCAAAACAUGGUUCUGCUCUUACCCUUGAACAGCAAGAUGAGGCCACUAAGACUAAAUUAAAGGACAUAAAACUAAAACCCGGCCGUUCGUCGCACGAGGAGAAGAAAUCGGGAAAAAUGCCAGACGAGAAAAGAUCUCAACCUCGAAAGUUGAGGGAGUUUCACAAUAUCAAGAUCAGUCAGGUUGAGCUGCUGGUUACUGAUGGGGGCUCGGCUGAGAGGGGAGAUCAGCAGAUCCCAAUCGCGUGGCCAAAGCGGCCUGCGGAUGGAGCUGGGGAUGGCUUCGUGACUUCCAUAAGGGGACUCUUCAAUUCCCAGCGCCGCAAGGCAAAGGCCUUUGUCCUGCGCACAAUGAGGGGAGAGGCCGAAAACGAACUGCACGGCGGAGACUGGAGCGAGAGCGAUGCUGAGUUCUCGCCGUUUGCGAGGCAGCUCACCAUAACCAAGGCCAAGAGGCUCAUCAGGCGCCACACCAAGAAGUUCCGCUCCAGGGGACAUAAAGGUUUAUCUUUGCAGCAUAAAGAGUCAUUCUCCGGAUCUCCCAGAGAGGGCUCACCCUUUGAAGGAACACCCUUUGAAGGCACACCAUUUGAAGAAAGUGAUUCUUCUAGUGGAUCCUCACUUUAUGAGGAUUCCCAAAUAGAGUCCAGAGAUAUUUUGAGUCAGUCGUAAACUUUGACGUAAGUACAGAGGAGAUUGCAGCACACAAAUUUAUUGAUUGCUGCUUAUACAAGAAUCAGCAGUUGUGAAGGUUUCCUUAUCUCUGCUCCACCAAAAAGAAAAAUGUAUAUUAUUAUUCCAAUCAGGAGAUGAAAUGCGCUGAAGUUCUUUGUUGGAACUAAAUGGCGGUAUUUAAUCCAGUUUCUUAAGAAAGUUUAACCGUGUGAAGUUGACCAUUCCUAAUUCCAUGAAAAAGGAAUUGUGUUUGCUUUGAGGUGGAAAACAAAUUUUACCUAUCUUUCUACGUAUUUACAGGCUAAAAUAGCCAAUAAUUUUGUAGCAUAGCAAGAUGUUGAGAUAGUCCAGAAGUUGUAUUUACAUAUACGUUUAUGUCAAUGGCAUGCAUUCUAUGGCAAAGGCUGGGUGAAUGUUAACCAUGCUUUGACAUAAAAGCGUGUUGCAAUUCAUUUGCCACAAUUGUUAAUACGACUAUUGUUCAGCUUCACCAUAACGUUUUCAUACUUUUGAAAUAGCUUAUGUAAGCGGGUACACUAAAUAAUGGGUUUGUUCAAGCUGACCUAAGUGAUGGGCUCAACCAAGCUUUUUAAAUCAUUUGGUUAUGUUUAGCUUUCUCUGUUUCCAGCUUGAAACAGAUUGAAAAUCUACAACAUAAAAA
Messenger RNA from Striga asiatica, 8858 nucleotides. The record is from the annotation of a GenBank genome assembly. Lineage: Eukaryota; Viridiplantae; Streptophyta; Magnoliopsida; Lamiales; Orobanchaceae.